Molecule: messenger RNA, 4369 nt
Organism: Centruroides sculpturatus (bark scorpion)
Lineage: Eukaryota; Metazoa; Arthropoda; Arachnida; Scorpiones; Buthidae
Product: chorion peroxidase-like
Exons: 16
Coding region: 2197-4251 (684 amino acids)
Biological process (GO): response to oxidative stress
Molecular function (GO): heme binding; peroxidase activity
Source: RefSeq, a predicted model, not a curated record
AAAUAUUUCCAAUAUUAUUAUUCAUUUUUAAUACCGUAAUCAAACUUCCAACCUCAUAUAGAGGCCGCCAUUUACAGUCACUCUCGUAAAAGCGUCAAUAAAUAUUAAAUAGUAAAAGUGUUAUCAUCAAGUAUUGUAACUUUCAAAACUGCGUGUAAAUUCUAUUGUUAUUAUUUAUUGUUUUUUUAAAUAAUUGUUGCUGUUUGAUUGGUUUAUUUGGUUAAGGCAACGCGACAUGUGGACCAUCUGUCGAGAGGAUAUGCUUCACCUAAAUAGAGGUUUUAUGGGGAACUGACCCCUAUUUAGGUGUUACUAAUGUGAGAAAACCCGAAAAACUCGCGAACCCACGACCAACAACUAGUGUUCAGUGGUUUUAUACUUCAAACAAGGGCCACUGGUGAGCCCUUGUUUGAAGUUCUUCGAUUUAGGGCCAUUUGUUCAGCUUUUUCAAUCAUACCCAUGCGGAUUCGGCCAGGCCACAAUUAGGCAGCUGGGUGGUGAGGGACAUCUCCAAGAUAAACCACUCAUGAAGAAGUUUUGAGAUUCCAGAGCUGGAAUUCGAACCCGGAUCUCCUCAGAUGGUAGCGUGACCAUCUUUACCGCAUCGUAGAUAGAAUUACGUGAGUGAUAGAGAACGUCAAAGAACUCGUUUCAUAUCAUUGUUAUAAAAGAAAAUUUAAAGGUUUUUGUCAAUGCAAUUUAAUAUUAUGGGAUGAUAGCGUCUCAAGAAAAUGAGAGAAUUCGCUUCCAGGUUUGAGGGACGUAUUUCCUCAUUGCUUUCGGGAAAGAAAGAGAUCAUUGGAGAUCGCGAGCCUUAUUCCUGUAACAACGAGAUUGAGAUUGGAAAAGGUCGAGAAACUUUGACUGCGUUAAUUUAUAUUUAUACUGAAAAUAUAUUAAUUAAAAUUGACUUUUAAAACAUUAAAAAAUACAUUAAUUUAUGUGUUUUUCUGCAUAUUUUUUUUUCCUUUAAUCUAAUUAUUAUGGCGUAAGAAUUAUUUUUGAAAAUCGAAUAAGGUCAUUGGCAUUUAACUACUAUUUCAAUUCGUUAAAUAUCACUUCUAUUUUAAGGGAAAAUUCAAAUAUUUUACAUAUGCGUCAUUUAAAAUUUGUUUUGAACAAUAUUCUUUUCAUAAUUUGGUAUUUAAUGCGUGUUUUCGAUAUUCUAAGUCAUUUCUAGGGCGUGAAAGAAGUUAGAGGAUGCCCCAAUAGAGAGUUAUCCUAUGGGAAAUUGCCUGGGGUUCCCACCAACUAGGGCCCCAAACCAAUCUUUUAUAAACUUAUUACUGUAGUAAGAAUAUCGAAAUUUAAAUAUGGCUCAAUAUCGGGGGCCCUAGACUACCGGUAAAAAAAACAAACAAGGAUACAGGGGAAUUCCUUCAAAAAUUCUCUCAAAGAAAAAUGUCUGAAUCGACAUUGUACACGGGACCUCAUAAUUCAAAUUUGCCCGGGCCUCACGAAUCUAUAACGUGCCAUCGGUGUACCCCAUCUCUCCUCAAACCCUAAUAACUGGGCCAACUAUACUCCGAAAACUAGAAAGAGAAAAGAAAACAAAAUGUCAAAAUAUACUUCAAUUUAAACCAUCUUUCUCGUGUGAAAGAUGAAAGUUUGAGACCCUCCUACGUCUGAUAUCCGAGGCCCUUCUGCUCCCUCUCUGGUCUCUUUAAGAAACGUAACUGAAUUAAUAAUUUUUAGCAAACGUUUAUGAAUUCCCUUUAAAUGCGAAGUACCUCUAAUCAGGCCUCUUGUAUUAGGUCCUUCCUGAAACCCCUCUAUGAUAGCGUUUACUUUUAUCUAUAGAAAAAACAAAACCUAUCGUGGGUUCUACCAUAUAUCCGAGACCGAAAGCUUCCUGGGUGAUGGCGCACGUCCGAAUUCGAACCCCGAUCCCCCAUAGAGAUAGCCUAACUUCUUAUUAAAUAAAGAAAUAUCUGUAUUCUCCUUAAUAAACCUACAUUUAAAUUCUUUUGCCCCCUAUUUACUGCACAGUUUUUCACGUAUUACAUAAUUAAACACGUGUUAAAACUCCUAUACGAACUUGUUUAGUACAUAAAUUAGAAUCAGUCCAAUCCGGUAACUUCUCUCUUACACAAUCCACCAAUAAUAUCUCUUGACACAAUUUCUAAACAACUUAUAUUAACCAUAAAAGAUUACAUAAAGGUACACACACACACACACAGUUAGAAAACCAGAACAAUGAGAGUAAGUUAUAUUAUCGUUAUUACUUAUAUAUUGGGAGCUUGGGCGGAGCGUAGAGGUCUUUCCUCCAUAGGAAAAGAUGAUGUAGACAAUGCACUGAUCAAAGCCUUCGAGAAAUUAAACAGGCAGAAAGAAAUCGAAAGUCAACUUAUUACUAAAAGAAAAUACAUCAAUCCAUUUGUCCCUUCGACUAUUGGCAGACACCAAGUAAGUAGUUGUUCCAUUGAAUCAUGCCCCGAAGGUGACUUAUUAUACUUACUGGAAUACGCUGCUAUAGAAUUAGUAAACAAAUUUAAUUUAAAGAAACACGAAGUUCCCCUAUUAUCUCAAUUGUUCACGAAGAGCGAAUUAGUGAAGGGGAUAGAAAAUCACUGUCCUAACAACAGGCCUACUCGGUGUGUAAAUAGUAAAUACAGGACCAUAGAUGGCAAUUGUAACAAUUUACAAAGACCGAACGAAGGGAGAAGCUUCUCCUGCCAUAUUAGGUUCCUGCCACCUGUUUAUGCCGAUGGAGUUAAUGCUCCUCGUAGAAGUGUUGAUAACCUGCCUCUACCGGAACCUAGAACGGUAACGCAAGUUUUGAAUGAAGAAAUUUGCAUGCCCGGAAGGCCCAAUUCUAAUUUUUUGAUGGUGUUUGGACAAUUUUUAGAUCACGAUAGCGUUCUUACAAAGCAAACUAGUCUAGCCCAUAAUGCUCCUUUUAAUUGCUGCCUUGCCGAAAGUAUGAAGCAUCCUCAAUGUUUACCGGUACCGUUUGGACCCAGUGAUCCCGAAUUUCCUAAUGUCACGUGCAUGAAUUUUCCACGAGACAGACCCUGCGAUCCAUGCUCUACUGUAAGAGAACACCUAAAUGCGAAAACUACAGUGAUCGAUUGCUCUCAAGUCUACGGUGCAGUAGAAGAAGACGUCACAUUUCUUAGGACCAACAGCGGAGAUGGGAAACUGAGAGUUACAACUAUAGAAAGCGUUGGGGAUGUUCCUCCUCCUAAUAGAGAUAUCACCAACGAUAUGUGCACCCUGAAAGAGGAAGGAUAUGUGUGCCCUAUGACAGGUGAUAUCCGAAGUAAUCAACAUCCUCUACUGUUGUCUAUACAUACAAUAUUUUUGAGAUUCCAUAACUAUGUAGCGGAUAAUCUUCACGCAUUAAAUCCAAAUUGGGAUGGAGAAACAAUUUAUCAAGAAGCCAGAAGGAUCGUCGGAGCCAUCUUCCAACACAUAUCCUACUGUCAUUACUUGCCAAAAGUUGUAGGUUCCCGACUAGCAGAAGAACACGGUCUAUGCGAAGACGAAACUAAGUACGACAGAACUUUACCAAUUGCACUGUUUAACGUCUUCCCAACUACCAUAUUUAGAUUUGCUCACAGCACGAUCCCAGACGAAUACCUAUUACUGUCCGAAAAUGGAUCCUUAGCGGCUCUGAAUGUCGCAGACGUUUAUUUUGAUCCUAGGCCAAUCUACAAUGGGCUCUUAGAAGAUAUUAUCCGAGGAAGCGUGGUUCAAAAUCAGGAGGAAUUCGAUAGGUGCUUAGAGAAGGUUGUCAGAAAAAAUCUCUACAAACGUCACGUAACUGCACUCGACCUUUCUACUAUUAAUAUACAAAGGGGAAGAGAGCAUGGCCAACCUGGUUUUGUAGCGUUUUUCGAGUAUAUCUUUGGUGGCAAAAUAACAUCCUUUGAAGACUUACCAAUGAAACAAACGUGUAAAAAGAAAUUUAAAUCGUUGUACAGGCACGUUGAAGACAUAGACUUAUUUGCUGGUAUUUUGUGCGAAAUUCCCGAAGACGAUGCUAUAGUUGGCCCUGUAAGUGCAUUCAUUAUAGCAAAACAAUACUUUAAUCUGAAAUUUGGUGAUAGAUACUUCCAUACUCACCUAGGCGAGACUGGAUCUUUCACAAAAGAGCAGAGAGGAGCUAUUAGAAGUGUAUCAAUGUCUACCAUUGUUUGUGCAGUAACUAAAGUCAAACGUAUGAAUAUUGAUAUGCUAAAUACAGAUAGCAUACCGGUACCUUGUACUCAAAUUCCUAAAUUAAACUUCCUUCCGUGGAAGGAUUAAAUUAUAACGUUUAUUUAAUAUCUUCGCUUAUACACGAAAUACAUUUCCGUUAUGAUACAUUAUUAAAUCCGUUAUUUGGAUAUAAACUUUUAAAAUAAAAUUCGUAAUUUUUAGAUAA